Molecule: messenger RNA, 597 nt
Organism: Eimeria mitis
Lineage: Eukaryota; Apicomplexa; Conoidasida; Eucoccidiorida; Eimeriidae
Product: mitochondrial import inner membrane translocase subunit tim17, putative
Exons: 2
Coding region: 1-597 (198 amino acids)
Biological process (GO): protein import into mitochondrial matrix
Cellular component (GO): mitochondrial inner membrane; TIM23 mitochondrial import inner membrane translocase complex
Molecular function (GO): transmembrane protein transporter activity
Source: RefSeq, a predicted model, not a curated record
AUGGCGUCGCGGCGGGACCUGAACAGGGAACCGUGCCCAGACCGCAUACUGGAUGACAUGGGGGGCGCCUUUGGCAUGGGCGCAUUGGGGGGCUUUUUAUGGCACUUUGCAAAAGGCUGGCGAAAUUCUCCCAAGUACGAGAAAUUCAACGGGGCAAUGUUUUCGGGAACUCUGAAGUCUCCAGCGGUGGGCUCGGCCUUCGCUACUUGGGGCGGUAUAUUUUGUGCCUUCGACUGCACACUGGCCUACGCCAGAGGAGGGAAGGAAGACUCCUGGAACCCUGUUAUUGCAGGGGCAGCUACUGGUGGGGUUCUGUCCAUGCGAUCUGGAUGGAGAAGUUGUGCUCGAAAUGCGGCAGUUGGAGGAAUCCUCCUUGGAAUUAUUGAAGUGGUGCAAAUCAUGUUUCUGCGCGGGACGCCCACAAUGACGCCUCGAAAGCAAUUCCAGCAGAUGAAAGAGUAUGAGGAGUUGCAGCAACAGGCAGCCGCUGGAGGCUCCUCUUCUCUAUGGACUCGGCUUAUGCCUACACCCGCUUCGGCCCCACCAAAACCCGAGCCGUCUUCAGAACUACUCCAUGACUCCGCAGCGCUGCGGUGA